AUGUUGGCAUUCAUACCAGCCAGCAGUGUCCACCCCCACCUGUAUGAGGAGUACUGCACAUACCGAGGCCAUCGCCUGUGGGGGGCGUAUUUCUGCUCCUCUCUCUCAGUCUUCGUAGGAGGACUCGUUAUCUUGCUCAUCUGGAAGUUCGGGAGCCGAGCCCUCCGGGGAUUACGUGUCAUGCCCAAACACAACCGCACGCACCCACAGGGUGUUAAUCCAGAUGCUGUUCUCAGUCUGAGGAACUCAUUGAGAACGUGGGCGUUCUCCAUCAUCUCUGCUCAGCGCCGACCUGGAAAGAUUCUGACGCUGUUCACGUUUUGUGUGCAUCUUUGCUCGGUUGUGACGUACAUGAUCAUGACAGCAUAUCCAGUGGAGUACUGCAUGCAGGACUACAGCACUGUAUUUAUGGUGGACGUGGUCUUCAAUCUCUUUUACGUUGUAAACUUUGGCCUCAGGUUCAUAGCAGCCCAGGAUGAGCUGCUGGUGUGGGUGGAGCUGAAAUCACUCAUAGACUUCUUCACCAUCACUCCGUCCAUCAUCAGCCUGUUCACAAGGCGAGCAUGGCUCGGUUUGAAGUUCCUCAGAGCUUUACACCUUCUGGAGCUGCCCAGAGUCCUUCAGCUCCUCAACAUCCUCCACAGCAACACCUCACUGAAACUCACUCGGCUUAUCUCUGUUCUGGUUGGAUCUUUGCUGACCGCAGCUGGUGUAGUUCACCUGGUGGAGAACUCUGGAGACCCCUGGAGCUCCGUGCCCAAUACAAACCUUCUCACCUACUUCAACUCUGUGUACUUUCUGGUCGUAACCAUGUCGACAGUCGGCUAUGGUGAUGUGUGGCUCCAUACUGUCUCCGGCCGCUUCUUCACCAUCAUCUUCAUCACCACUGGACUGGGUCUGUUUGCCAGCUACGUUCCUGAAGUGAUUGGGAUUAUCAUUAACAGGAAGAGAUUUGACGGCAGCUACACAAACACUUCAGAAGAGACUCAUGUGGUGGUGUGUGGCCACAUCACUCUGGCCAGCGCCUCUGCGUUUAUGAAGGAGUUCCUGCACAAGGACAGAGGGGACGUUCACAUCAAGGUGCUCUUCCUGGGAAAUUUUCAUCCGGAUCAGGAGCUGGUGGCUUUCUUCAAUCUGCACUUCGUGCAGGCCUCGUUCUACGAGGGUUCUGUACUGGAGAGACACGACCAGGAGAGAGUGAUGAUGAGUGAGGCCAGUGCCUGCUUGAUUCUCUGUGAUCGCUUCGCUGAUGAUCAGAACAAUGAAGAUGUAGCCAAUCUCAUGCGAGUCAUUUCCAUAAAGCGCUACUGUCCCGACACCAGAGUGAUCGUGCAGAUGUUCAAACACAGCAGCAAGGCGUACCUGCAGAAUGUGCCGAACUGGGACUGGAGCCGGGGGGACGCGGUGAUCUGCCUGGCCGAGCUCAAACUGGGCUUCAUGGCUCAGAGCUGUCAGGUUCCAGGCCUGUCCACUCUGCUGGCCAACCUGUUCACCAUGCAGAGCGAAGUGGAGAAUGAGGGAAAUCGUUGGCAGAAUCUCUACAGAGAAGGUAUAUUUAAUGAGAUGUACACUGAGUACCUCUCCAGCUCCUUCAGCGGUUUGUCCUUCGCUCAGGCCAGCAAGCUUUGUUUUCUGAAGCUGAAGCUGCUUUUGAUUGGAAUCGAGUAUCAGAAUGGAGACGAUGAUCUGAGUGUUCUGGUGAAUCCUCCCAGCAGUAUAAAGAUCAAGAACCGAACUCUGGGAUUUUUCAUUGCCAGCAAUGCAGCUCAUGCAAAAAGGGCCAGCCUCUACUGCCUCAGGUGUCAUUCUGACAUCAAAGACCCGACCAAGAUGAGGCCCUGUACAUGCAACAACUGUAAAGAUGUGCCCUCCAGAAACUUCUCCACUGUCAAUCUGGGCUGCCGAAGGCCUUCUCUCGGAGUGCUGUCCUGCAGUCGCUCAGAUCAGCUGUGUGAGCUCGGCCUGACUGAGAAACAGCUGCAGCAGUGUGUGGGCCGAAUGGAGAGGGAGGAAGUGAAGCUGGACUCGACUGGAUUGUUCCACUGGUGUACACCGGUACCACUGCAGGACGUCACCCUGGUCAGGCUUUCGUACUUUGUUUUCAUACUUUUUAGAACAAAGUUGUCCUGAAAUCAAAAUACAAAAACAGUUCUGACCUA
Molecule: messenger RNA, 2159 nt
Organism: Colossoma macropomum (tambaqui)
Lineage: Eukaryota; Metazoa; Chordata; Actinopteri; Characiformes; Serrasalmidae
Product: calcium-activated potassium channel subunit alpha-1-like
Exons: 20
Coding region: 1-2130 (709 amino acids)
Biological process (GO): potassium ion transport; transmembrane transport
Cellular component (GO): postsynaptic membrane
Molecular function (GO): large conductance calcium-activated potassium channel activity
Source: RefSeq, a predicted model, not a curated record